UGAAGGAGCAAUGCCAUUACACCGUCUGCGCACGUGGAGAGUAAACAACUGCUGCGCCGAAAAAACACGGACCUUUGUCAAACUAUUAACUUUUGUGCAGUUGUGGUUUGCUUAUGAGCACAUCGAAACAUUUUUUUGCACUAUUACUCAUGUUACAUGGGGAGUUUCUGUGAAUUAUUUAAACAACAUUUUGCGAAAGAAACAACAGAAUCGAUUUUUAAGUUAAACGCAUUGUGAAGAAGUAUGGUAGAUAAAGGCCCCCUGUUAACUUCGGCGAUUAUUUUUUAUCUGUCCAUCGGGGCAGCAAUAUUUCAAGUUCUAGAGGAACCCAAUUGGAAACUUGCAUCAAAACAGUACAGGGAUCAAAAGAAUAAGAUCCUGGAAGAUUACCCCUGUCUCACGAAAGAUGACUUGGACAGAAUAUUAGAGGUGGUGUCGAAUGCUGCAGACCAGGGUGUCACCAUCACAGGCAGCAAGACCUUCAACAAUUGGAACUGGCCUAAUGCGGUCAUCUUUGCUGCUACUGUCAUCACAACUAUUGGUUAUGGGAACAUUGCCCCCAAAACAUCAGCAGGACGGGUAUUCUGCAUAUUCUAUGGGCUUUUUGGGGUCCCUCUUUGUCUGACCUGGAUCAGUGAACUUGGAAAGUUUUUUGGUGGUAGAGCCAAGCACCUGGGCCAGUAUCUUACAAAGAGAGGACUGUCACUGCAAGGAAUAAACAUUUGUUGUGUUAUAGGAAGAUUUGGGCUUGGGAAAGUGACUUACCGGAAGGCACAGUUUACCUGCACAGCCAUCUUCAUACUCUGGGGCGUGCUAGUGCAUCUGGUCAUUCCUCCAUUUGUGUUCAUGUCCCAAGAGGGUUGGACCUAUGUGGAAGGAUUGUACUUCUCCUUUGUCACCUUAACCACUAUUGGCUUUGGUGAUCUUGUUGCCGGUGUGGAUCCAAAUGCAGAUUACCCUACUCUUUACCGGUAUUUUGUAGAGGUUUGGAUUUACUUGGGCCUGGCUUGGCUGUCUUUGUUUUUCAACUGGAAGGUUCGCAUGGUAGUGGAGGCCCACAAGGCCCUUAAGAAGCGCCGUAAGCGACGUAAGCUAUCCCUGGAUGAAUUAAGACACCACAAGGAAAGCCACAAAGCCACCCUGCGCCUGCCAUCUACUGCCAAUGAUGCCAAUAUCUUCAGGUUCUUGUCCAAGAAGCAGGAGGGCUAUAACGACCUCAUCAAGCAGAUUGGUGCCAAGAAAGAAAGUGAGAGCCACUGCAGCACUGCCGCCACUGGUUCAAACAUCAAGGUGACGAAUCGCUCCAAGAGCUGCAAUGAAGAGGUCACUUCGAACAAAAACACCAUCCUAAGCCUGGACCGGUCACCACGGCAAAAAAGACGAUAUAGCUUUAGCGACCGUGUCACAGUGGCCUUUUCAAAGUCUAAGAACUACCUCCUGGGGUCUGAGAACGGCAUGCUGUUGACUGAGGAACUAGCAGAGGGUGAACAGGAAAGGAUGUACGAGAACCAGCUCGAUAAAGAUGUUGACCAGGAGAGUGGGGCGUGUGGUUUUGGAGGGGCGGGAGGCUGUGCUAUGGGCAGCCAUAGGACAUGGGACACCAAAGACUACCAGCCCUUGAUUUUCCAGAAUGCAAAUAUCACUUUUAUUGAUGAGGAUAACUUACUUAACAAUAUUGAGGAAGAUGAUGAGGGUGACGCCAAUGCCAAAUCGUCUAUUACCACAUAUGAUGAAAAUGUGGAUUCGGAGACGGACUCAAAAGAGGAGCUGGUCUUAGAGUCGGAAGGAUCUGUGUUCACAAGUGACGGGUCGGAACAUGGGCAUUCAUAUGAGAAGCUCGUGGAAGAGUAUUCCAAGGAAGAUAACACAGAGUCUUAAGAAACUGUCAUUUUAAGAUUGAUUUAUUCCUAACUGUUCACCUCUGGUUUUAGAAAAGGAUGAAACAUGAGAGUUUCAUAUAUAAGAAUGUCCACUGUAUUUCCAUAUUCAAGAAUGGGCUCAGGCAUGCCCUUUUUAGAUAAGAUAUACAGUAUAUGACAAAGGGUUAUUUUAUUACCAAAUUAAAUGUAAAUACUUUAACAAUCUCUUUCAAAUCUGUAAAGCAUACAUGUCAUAGACUGAUAUAAAAUUCAGUGGCACUAAAAUCUGUCAUCAAUAAGGACUAGGAACUUGAUGUUCCCCUUUGAUGUUCAGUGAGUUCAACUCAUGUUCAGUAUUUGUUUGGUCCAAAUGUCAAUUUACCUGUACUUGCCUGUACUUAUUUCUACUCAUUAGAAAUAACAGGAAUUAUUAUUGAGAGGAUUGCCCCUGGCAUGAUUAAUAUUCACCAUAUUGGUGCAUUUUAUGUAUUUCUAAAAUGAAGGACAUUUCAUUCUUUUGAAUUAAUACUAUACCAAUGUCAUUUUACAAUUUAUUGCAAUAAGGGCAGUUUGAAUUCUCUUAAAAUCUUCUCAAAGCAGAAUCUUCUCGACCCAAACCAAACGCUUUCAUUCCUGCUUUGAUAUGAGUCAUUAUACAUUAAACUGUUUCGUUAUCUGAAAUGUAUGUUUAUAUUGACUGUGAGUUUAGUAUUUGUAUUGUAACUUGGAUGUAAAUAGAUGCAGGCAUAAAGUCUCAUCGGUAGGAUGAGGGAACAACUUGAGGCUGCCUAGUACAGAGAAUUUGGGUAGUAACACAUUCGAAGUAUUUUGGGACUAGGUAGAAUUCAUAACUCUUCAAUUUAAGAUAUUUCAGACAAAAUGUAGAUAUACUGCCCAAUUGUCUUACCUGUAAAAGGGGGCUCACAUGGUCCUUCUGCUUCAGAGCACAAAACUGUCUUGUUAGACCACAUGGUGAUCUCAGUUUAAAUUGAUUUAUGAUUAGUCCCUGUGACUGGGGAACCACUGGUAUAGAGCUCAAACCUGUUUUUAAAUGAUUUUAUAUUUUUUAUUGGGCUUCUGUGUUAUUUAAAAAAUAGUCCAAGUCCACUCAGUUAGAUUUAAAAAACUUAUAUUUUUUUCAAACUUUAAAUCUCUACAAAUGUGUAUUGCAGUCUGGCCUUUUGGAGACAUGUUUUUAUUUGCUAUAUAAACAUUGGAAAAGUGUCUGUCAGUUGCUCCCACCACAGUUUUGUCCAGGCCAUGGCCUUGCAGCCUGUAUUUACUCAUGGGGGCUCGUGCUGGCAUGAAUGACGGAAAUGUAACUCAUGUGGGUGUCCAAGGUUAACGUGUGGUAGAUCAAUGUUCCUCUGACGUGAGAUCAGUCAUGACACGUAAAUAUGUCAAUUUCUAUGCUUAUAUAUACUAUUUUUAUGUUUUUUUUUCAGUGCUCAUCUCUGCAUAGUUGAUCAGUGAAAAUUGUAAAUCAUUUUGUACUGUGGGUUAAAACUGUAGCCUGCCUGUAUAUUUAAAAUGGUUUCUACUAAAUUUUGCACAUGUUAGAGAAGAAGCAACCUCUUAUCACUGUUGCUGUGUCUAAGAUACAGAACCAGUUAUUCACUUUCAGUUAUUCAAGUAGGGCAACUGUACCUUGCACCGACAUAACUGUGUAGUUAUGUAAAAUAGGCCAACUGUGACCUAUUAACUGUGCCAGAUAAUGAUAACUAAUGUAUGUAAGCAUAAAAAACCAAGGCACCGUUGGAAUUGUUUGCAAGCAUUUAUUCUGGAGAAUGUCGGACAAAAUUGACAUUUAUCUGGACAGUAUCAAAUGGCUCCUUUUGUGCCGUGACAACAGUAUAUGUGCAUGUCUAGUACGUCUGUGAAUUUAAUUUCAAGAAUGUAUUCCUUAUCAACAUGAUCAAACAAGAAGUUUGUUGGUUUGAACAUGUCUUGGAAGCAGCCUCUAAACUUGAUUGGUUGGCCAUUUCAUUCAUUCAAAUGAUUGUGCAAAUGUUCUUGUUGAAAUGUACAUUUGGUUUGUAUAACUGAAAUGGCCAGUUUUGCACAUUAUCUCCAUGUAAGCAGAAUAAAUAUCUUAAUUAAUCUUACUGUUUAUGUAAGUAAAUGAAUCCUUGCUCAGUCCCAUUGCUCUACAGCUGUAAUUUCUCACUCCCGAUCACAUGUGACCUCAUGGGCAUAUUUGUUACUUUCCUGUAAUAAUAUCUAAUGUCUGCUGACUCAAAUGAGGCAUCAUGCUCCUCUGUGUUUCUCCUUUUCAUGUUUCUUUGCCAAAGCAUAACGCUAUGUGAAAAGAUGCAGCCUACAGUAUUGCUCAUACAUGCUUCUAUUGGUGACUAAUCAGAAAGUCUUUGCAGUAAUAACAAUGGGGAGAAAUAAUUGUAAAUGCCAGAUGUAGAUGUUAAUAAGACUUCCUAGUCUUAAGCUGCCUAGUCAACUGAAUUAAUCAGGUUGUUAAAUCUCAAUUGUGGAAUAGCUGACCGUUGGUGAAUCUGAAUUAGGGUUAAGGUUAUUUUUAGAAACAGCAAGAGGAAAAAGAAAGCUGAAUAACUGAUUAGGAUGUAUGGCUUGAGUAGUUUUUCAUUUGAAAUCAAAAGGUUUUGAGUGCAUUUGCUCUGUAAGUUUUCAUUCAUUUGUCGCUCCAUUAUGUUAAACUCCAGUCGACUUUUAUAUUAAGUUAUUUACCACUUGUAUAUUGUCUUGUACAUACAGUUCUUGCAAAACCAUAUAUAUUUUAUUUGUUUAAAUAAAUUAAACGUGAUUUUA
Osmerus eperlanus (European smelt) is the source of this 4640-nucleotide messenger RNA. It is a transcript of the gene kcnk5a, whose product is annotated as potassium channel, subfamily K, member 5a. The transcript has 6 exons. Bases 244 to 1878 code for a protein of 544 amino acids. Gene Ontology annotation, cellular component: plasma membrane. NCBI's taxonomy places the organism in Eukaryota, Metazoa, Chordata, Actinopteri, Osmeriformes, Osmeridae. Gene Ontology annotation, biological process: stabilization of membrane potential; potassium ion transmembrane transport. The record is from RefSeq and is a predicted model, not a curated record. Gene Ontology annotation, molecular function: potassium ion leak channel activity; outward rectifier potassium channel activity.